AUGUCGUUUGAUAAGCGCAUUGUGGGCGGCAAAGAGGCCAGCAUUAAAGACUAUCCGUUUGCAGUGCACAUUUCCACAUCAGAGGCUAACGGCGGGAACGGGUGUGCCGGAGCCAUCCUCACCGACCAGAUUAUCGUGACAGCCGCAGCCUGCAUAGUCGGCAAAGACGGCAAACCGGUGUCAGUCGGCAGCAUUACGCUUGGCUAUGGAAAUAGCACGGUGGCCAGCCAGCCGCUAGCCACCGUCAAGAAUGUGAUCCCUAUCAGCUCGCUUAACAUGACAUCAGGCGCCGAUAACAUCGCGCUGCUGCAGGUUAGCCCGGCAUUCAAGUUCUCAUCCGCAGUGAACCGUGUUCCUCUUUACACGGGCAGCCUCAAGACCAACGACAAGCUCGAAGUGAUGGGCUGGGGAACUACCGACGAAUUCGGUGCAGGCAGCUCAAACGGCGUUCUGGAGGUAUCAACGGUUGCCAUUGGCGACGAGUUCAAGUGCAAAAUCACUGAUUUGUUUGAAGGAAUUGAUGGUAAGCUGGUGUGCACGGCAAAUUCUCUGACGCCAGGCAGUGCGCCAUGCAAGGGCGACUCUGGGGCACCGCUGGUGCGCAAGGUCGGUGAUGGCUAUCAGCUGGUGGGCUUGUGGUCAGGCAUUGUAGAUUCAACGGGAAAGACCAUUGCCUCGUGUACACAGAGCACAACCUACCAGUACUAUGUCCACGCCAAAUCCUACCUCAGCUUCUUCACGGAAACCACAGGGUACAGCGCCAACUCGUUCACUGACAACGCCCCUCCGGUGGACGACGAGCAGACGCCGGCUCCUAUCACUGUGACCAAGUCCAAAGGCCUGUCCACAGGUGCCAUUGCAGGGAUUGCUGUUGGUGCCGUCGUCGCCAUUAUCGUGAUCGCCAUCCUUGUUUAUGUCGUACACCGCAACCGCAAGAAGCAGCAGGAGAACCGCCAGGCCGACUAUAUCUACGAGCUUGGCUUGCAGCAGCUGGCUGAGGAGCUCGGCGGCUCGUACGAGCCCAAGACAUCGAUGGCCUCCAGCAUCUUCAACACGUCGACUGUCACACCCUUUGAAGACAGCUUCGCCGGCCGCCCGUCGCUUGGCACUCGCUACCUGCGCAGCUCGGCCCACGAAGAGGGUGAGUCGCCGUUCUCUGACCAUAUUCCACAGUUGCAGGAUAUCGGCACCGAGAUCACCAUGGAUACACUGAGCAAGACCCACCGGUACGCUGACGGCUCGCCGCUGGUCAUGGAAUUUAUCCGGCCAACACGGGAGGGCAAGGUCGAGGACUACUACCCGCUGCUGCAAGACUUCUAUACGCUGUACGAUGAAGUGGGCGAGGAGAGAGAUGUGUAUACAAGCUCUGGCAGCAGAGACGACCUAGUCGACAUGUAG
Molecule: messenger RNA, 1398 nt
Organism: Linderina pennispora
Lineage: Eukaryota; Fungi; Kickxellomycota; Kickxellomycetes; Kickxellales; Kickxellaceae
Product: trypsin-like serine protease
Exons: 1
Coding region: 1-1398 (465 amino acids)
Biological process (GO): proteolysis
Molecular function (GO): serine-type endopeptidase activity
Source: RefSeq, a predicted model, not a curated record